AAAUGCUUUCCGACAAUGGUACCAAUUGUAAAAGCAGAAGAAAGAAAUAUUUCAAACAGCGUAAACAUGGCCUCGCGGUACGAUCACGGUGUUCAGCGAAUUUUAGCAAAAUUAGAAGCGUCUAUAAAUUCAGAAAAUUUUUAUGAGGCUCAUCAAAUGUAUAAAACUUUAUAUUCUAGAUAUCUUGGACAGAAAAAGUAUUCGGAACUUUUGAAUUUACUAUAUGAAGGAUCUACAAUUUUGUUACAACAUGAACAAUAUGCCAGUGGAGCAGAUUUAGGAAUUUUAUUUGUAGAUGUUUUAAUACGAUCAGAAACGAUACCUUUUGAACAUUAUUUUAAAAAAAUUACUAAUUUAUUCCGUUUGAUGAGCCCUUCAUUGCCUGAAAGAGAUACAUUUGUACAAUCUGCUCUUCGAUGGAGCACAAGGAGUACAGAAUAUAAGACAGGUCAUCCUGAUUUACAUCAAAAACUAGCACAAGUAUUUUGGAAAGAAAAAAACUAUAUAAUGGCAAGACAACAUUUUAUACAUAGUAAAGAUGGAACAGGAUGUGCAGCAAUGCUUGUGGAAUAUCAUCAACAACGUGGUUACACGAAUGAAAUAGAUCUUUUUAUUGCUCAGGCUGUCUUGCAAUAUUUGUGCUUACAAAACAAAGUAACCGCACAGGAAGUUUUUAAUUCUUAUACUUCGCGACAUCCGAAACUAAAUUGUGGUCCACCAUACCCCCUUCCAUUAUUAAAUUUUUUAUUUUUUUUAUUAAAAACAAUUGAUAGUGGUAAACGUACUGUAUUCACAGUACUUUGUCAACAGUAUCAGACAUCUAUAGAUAGAGAUCCAUGUUAUCCACACUACUUAGAUAAAAUAGGGCAGUUGUUUUUUGAUAUCCCAUCUCCACGCCCAUGCAAUGAAGGACUACUUGGUUCUAUUUUACAAUUAUUUGUUAACAAUCUAGAAGAUGAAGACUCGGAUGAUGAACAGAGAAAUAAAGCUUCAACUUCACAUGCAAUACAAGAACUCGACUGAUCAAAAGUUAGACGUCACUGUGCAAUGUGAUGAAAGUAAAUAAUAAACUUAAAUACAUAUAUUCGUAUAUAUAUAGACAUACAGAUAUAUGUGUAUAUAUAUAUAUGUAUCUAUAUAUACAUAUGUACGUACAUAUAUAUUAAUGUCUCACAUAUUUUCAAAAAAUGGUUUAUAUUAUGCUGUCAAAUUUUCAAAAGAAUGCUGCAUUGAAGUAAACUUUUUUAAAUAACUUGUAUAGAUAAAAAUUAUUUAAUCUAAAAAUAUGUGAGAUGUAUUACAAGAGGAAUUUUUCAAAGUUGUAAGUUUUGCAUUCUGAGUAGUUUUUAAAUAUUCAUAGAAAAAUGUAUUUGAGAAAGAUAAUGAUUUGUCUGCAUCUCUUUUCUCCCAUUUUUAAGAUCUAUUUUGAUAUUAUAUUUGAAAAGAUAUAUUUAACAUCAUUAACCUAAAAGUUAAAAAUUUAUUAAUUAUACGUGCAACUGAACUUAGACAUUGAAAAAAAUCCUUAGAUUAAUUACAAUUCGUACAUAACAAACAUAUUUAAAAACAAAUUGUGUUUAAGCGUACUUCCUAAGAUGGAGAUUUAUUUUAUAUAUACCUAAACGUGUGAAAAAUAAACAUGACAUGCAUAUUUAGUUUCAAAACAAGAUUGCUUAAUAAUAUAUUAUUUGUUACUACAUCAUGAAAUAAGCAAAGUAAAUUGAACAGUAAUAAAUAUCACAGUAACAAGUAAAAAAUUUAUUUAUUAAAUACUAUACUAAUAUAAACACGUAUGUUUCAAGUUUCAGUAAAAAUGAUAUAUUUAGUUAAUACAAGGAAAUUAAUGGUCAUGAUUCUAUAAUAAAGCACUUUUUAGUACUAAGAAGUAUGAUAUACUAUUAUUGUGUAUUGGAUGAAGAGAAUACAGAAAAGAACAUUACAAAAUUGUAAACUUGCAAUAAAUAUAUACAUAUACUAAUGUAUAUUCUAUAUGCGUUUAUGUAUAUUCUUAUACAGAUGCAUAAGAGUGCACAGAAUAUUCUUUCAUCAUAAAUAUAAAAGCUUAUUUUUUCAUAAUUUAUAAAUGCAAAAGAUAUUGUACAAGUAUGCGAUGCACUAAUUAUUAUAAAAAUUUGUGCACGUUAAUUUUAUGCUGAACAUGAACAUGUGGUUUCUCUUCUGAGUUUAAACAGAUGAUAUGUAAUUGUUUAAUUUUCCAUAUUAUUGCAUAGUAUUUCAAAAGUAAAAAUUUAUUAAAUUCAUAUGGCACAAACACUAACGUUUACAGUUACAUGAUUAUUUUUAAUUAUAAAUGAAAUUCAGAAGUAAAGUAUUAAAAUAUUAAGUACAGUGGGAUCCCUGUAUAGACUCGCGCUACAAAGUCCAAAUAGAUUUACAAAUUACUAUCUUAUUAAUUGAGAUAGUCCCAAGGAUCACCAUAAUUAAUAAUUUUUUGAAAUAUUAUGUCACUUUUUACCAUUUCCGACGGCGUGGCUUAGUAGCUAAGUCUUUUAAAUGUACCCUCGUAAAGGUUUAGAAAUAAUGCAGUGGCGUGAACCUUUACAAAAGUCUUACUGUAUAUAAAAUAUUGAAUUUAAUAAUGAAAAUGAACUUCACAUACCUAUAUGUACUAAAUGUAUUUUAUUUUAUUUCAAAAUUUAUUCAAACAAAAUAAUUAUAGGAUAUUGAAUGUAGUACUCAAAAGGAAGGAAAAAUUAAUUAAUAUAACUUCAAAAAUAAUUUUUUAGUAUUAAAUGUGAGUUUUUGUUUCCAAAGAGGAAUAUAAAUUAUUUACAAGAACUUAUCUUGCUACAAGAAUAUAUGUAAAUAAUUAGAUUCUUUGUUACUUUCACAAAAUACUUACUAGCGGAACAUCACACUGUACAUAGAAGGAUGUGACCUUUCUUUUAUGUCUAUUAUACAUUUCUAGUAAUUCAGAAUUUUUCAUUAACACCUAUAUAAGUGAGUACAUUACACUGUUCUGAGAUUGAAGUAUUUAAUUAAAAAAAGUAAAACUAAUCAUUCGGGACAAACAUGAAAAUUUAGUUAGUUAUCAUGUUCCUGAUUAAAAUCUAAUGAACAUAAAAACGCAAGAUCUUAUUCUUUAUAAAUUAAGUGUAAACAUUUUUUCAUUGUGAAAGUUACAUUAUUAGUAUCAAUAUGUGACUCUAAUUUCAUUGAAAUUUUAAUGAAAUAUUAAUUGCAAAGUAAAAAUAUGCAGUUUUACAAUAAAAAUCUAUGGAAAGUUAAUAAUACGCAUGAUUGUAUUAAUAAAAUAAUUCAAUUUAACCAAAUUUUUACUUGAAAAAGGUAAGCAACAAAUUCCAAUAAAGAUAUUUAUAUUGACGAUUGAUGCAGAUCAUUUCCAUUUUACAAGAAAAAGUAAAAUGAAGAAUGAAACAAUAAACAAUUAGAAAUCCUUUCUACAUGUAUAAUUGUAGGAAUGAGAUAGUAAACAUAAAGUAUUUAUAUCUGUAUAAACAAAGUUAUAUGAAAAGAUUUUUUAAUCUUUUGUUAAUAGUAAUUUGUACAAAUAAACAUAAAAAGUUGAGACAUUUGUAUAAGAUACACCUACAUACAGUUGCAAUAAUAUAUGUAUAUGUUACUACAAAACCUAAAAAAAGGGAUAUAAAAUCUAAUAUACUACAUGAACAGUGCAAUAUUGUAAUUCAUAUAAUCUAAUAUUUUAAAAAUGUAAUUAAUCAUUUUGUUGUAUUCAGUUUCCUAAUGUACUCGUAACAAAUGGCUUUUUUUAAGUAAUUUAUAUUUGUAAAAUAUUGUGUCUAUAAAUACAUAUUUAACAUUAAAUU
Molecule: messenger RNA, 3809 nt
Organism: Nomia melanderi (Alkali bee)
Lineage: Eukaryota; Metazoa; Arthropoda; Insecta; Hymenoptera; Halictidae
Product: Golgi to ER traffic protein 4 homolog
Biological process (GO): protein insertion into ER membrane
Cellular component (GO): BAT3 complex; cytosol
Molecular function (GO): protein binding
Source: RefSeq, a predicted model, not a curated record